GCGGACCUCGUGCAUCCAUUUUUUAUCAUAUUUUAAAAGUAAAUUUACGAUCAAACAGCGAUCUGUUUUCUUUGGAGCCAUGCUCAGAUCCAAGGUGUUUGUCAAGAAGACACGAAAGGGAGGAGUAAUGAAGAUAGUUCGUGAACAUUACUUACGAGAUGAUGUAUGGUGCAGAGCAAGUCACUGUAGAAACUGCGCUCAGACAGAUCAAAAUUUACUGGAUUCAUCGCCUCAUAACUCCUCUAAACUGUACACAUUUCCACAUUAUUUACUGCCUGAUACAAAUGUUGUGUUACAUCAGAUAGACGUUUUAGAAGAUCCAGUGUUCACAAAUGUAAUACUUCUACAAACUGUCUUGCAAGAGGUGCAGCAUCUCAAUGCCUCAGUUUACAAGAGAAUCAGGGAAUUGAUAUCCAGUAAACAAAGAAAAUUUUUCGUUUUUUCAAAUGAGCACCAUAGAGAAACAUAUGUUGAGAGAAGAAAGGAAGAAUCUCCAAAUGACAGAAAUGACCGAGCAAUAAGAGUGGCAGCAAGCUGGUAUGAUGAGCAUUUAAAGGAAUGUGAAGGAGGAAAUAAUGAAGAUCUAAGAAUUAGGGUUGUUCUUCUCACAAAUGACAGAGCAAACAAAGAAAAGGCAAAGAAUGAGGGAAUCAUUUGUUUUACAGCUCAAGAGUAUGUUGAAAGUCUAGAAGGGAAUGAAGGUUUAGCUGACCGAUUGGCACUCUCCUGUAACACACAGCGUGAUGAGAUAGAUGACAAGACAAGCAGGAAGUGGGUUUACCCAGAACAUCUACCUAUGGCUAAAAUACAGGCUGGACUAAAAAGUGGCAAGUAUGUACAGGGUGCUUUUCAUAGGAGCAGAGAAAACUUCACUGAGGCUUAUGUAUUUGUCCAUGAUGGAGACAAGCAGAUAUUUAUUCAAGGACUUGUAAAUCUCAACCGAGCAGUACAUGAAGACAUUGUUGCUGUGGAGAUUCUUCCAAAGAAAGAAUGGACUUGUCCAUCAUCAUUAGUAACAGCAGCAUCACCAGCUGAACAUGACUCAGAUGAUGACAAUGAAGAAAGCAACAGUGAUAAAAUGAUUGAAUCAAAGAAAGAACUGGGAACAAAAAAAGUGUUGUCAGGAAAGGUUGUUGGUGUUAUUAAAAGAAACUGGCGGCCAUACUGUGGAGUGCUGUCCAAGUCUGCAAAGUCUCAAAGCACAAGACACUUGUUUGUGGCAGCAGAGAGAAGAAUCCCCAGAGUUGUCAUAGAAACACGCCAGGCAUCAUCACUUGAGGGGCAAAGGAUUGUGGUUAGCAUUGAUUCGUGGCCUCAGCAUUCAAAAUACCCUGUGGGACAUUUUGUCCGAAAACUUGGUACCAUUGGUGACAAAGAAACAGAAAAUGAGGUUCUGUUAUUGGAGAGAGAUGUUCCCCACUUGCCCUUUUCAGCAGCGGUACUGAAAGAUCUUCCCGCCAUGCCCUGGUCAAUCACAGACGAGGAUGUAAAGAGUCGUUUGGACUUGCGGCUCCUAGCUGUGUGUAGCAUUGAUCCUCCGGGGUGCACAGACAUAGAUGACGCAUUGCACUGGAGAUUGCUGCCAAACGGAAACUACGAGGUUGGUGUACAUAUAGCAGAUGUCACGCACUUUAUCAGACCAGGUACAGCUCUGGAUGCUGAGGCAGCUAAUAGAGGAACUACAGUCUAUCUCACAGAUAAGCGUAUUGACAUGGUACCAGCACUCCUGAGUUCAGACUUGUGUUCACUGAGAUCUAAUGUGGACAGGCUGGCGUUUUCAUCUAUAUGGGAAAUGACACCACAAGCUGAAAUUGUCUCCACGAAGUUCAAAAAAAGCAUUAUCUGUUCUAGAACUUCCUUCACGUAUGCCGAGGCUCAGAUGCGAAUUGAUGAUCCAACCCAAACAGAUGAAAUAACUCUGAGCCUAAGACAUCUCAACAAACUGGCAAAGAUUCUAAAACAAAAGAGAGUCGAACAGGGUGCUUUAACUCUUGCGUCUCCAGAAGUUCGUUUUCACAUAGACAGUGAGACACACGACCCAGUAGAUCUUCAAACAAAGGAACUCAAGGAGACGAAUUCCCUCGUGGAAGAAUUUAUGUUGUUAGCCAACAUUUCAGUCGCCAAGAAAAUUUUUCAAAAUUUCCCAGAGUUUGCCGUUUUACGGAGACAUCCUUCGCCACCUGCUGCAAACUAUGAUGUGUUGGUGAAGGCUGCGAGCUCCAAGGGAGUCCAACUUGAAGUGGAUAGUGCCAAGUCUCUCGCUGUUUCGUUGAAUGCUGCUAAUAUCCCAGAUGAGCCCUAUUUUAACACUCUGCUUCGAAUUAUGGCGACGCGAUGCAUGAUGCAAGCGGUUUACUUCUGUUCAGGCAUGCUCCCUGAAGAGGAAUUUCAACAUUACGGUUUGGCAACUCCAAUUUAUACACAUUUCACGUCACCAAUCAGGAGAUAUUCUGACAUCUUGGUACAUAGACUCCUAGCUGUUGCAAUUGGAGCUUUAGAUUCGUAUCCAGACCUCCUCAGCAAAGACAAAACACAGAAAUUGUGCAAUCAUCUGAACUUCCGUCACAAAAUGGCCCAGUAUGCUUCACGGGACUCCAUUGACCUGCAUUGCCAGCUGUUUUUCCAAGGAAAGGCUAUAGAAGAAGAAGAAGCGUUUGUGCUGUUUGUUCGUAAGAAUGCGCUUCAAAUUCUGAUCCCUAAGUAUGGCCUUGAAGGAACCGUGUUCAUGAACAAACAAGAUGUAUCAGGAUUUACCUACAACGAACAGGAGCCAUCCCUUACAGAUGGUGACGUCACCUACCGAAGCUUUGACCGAGUGGCUGUCAAGAUUAAUGUUGACAAGUCCUCAACAGAAAAUAAAUUUUUAUCUUUCAGCCUCGUCUCUAAAAAGGGCAGCAGUGCAGAGGACAUGAAAGAACCUGUCUCCAAGAAGACUAAGUUCGACUGACUGAUUGCUGUAGAAAGAUGGGACAAUAGUGAGGAUACAGAUAUAGAAAGUGAAGUGUGAAGGAACUGAGGAGACCACAAGCGACUCCACACAACAACGGCAAGGGCUUGAAAACGCCUCUCUGACAACAAAAUAUCGGGAUUUCUGUAAAGUUGCGCAUCUUUUUUACUGAUUUUAUUAGACUAAAGUAGUGUGGAUAAGCGAUGUCUUAGUGGAUCAGUAAAGCACAUUCAAAAAAAUGAUUGUUAAACAAAUUGCAAUUGAACGUUUAAUAUCUCGCUACGCUCAACGUGAAAUCCUAUAAAUUGCAAGCAUCAUUUAUUCAUAUUUAAAUUUAUGUACAAUUUAAACUGUCAGAUAAGUGCUAUUCCUCCUUCCCGCGAGACUUGCAGGGACGUUACAAGAACAUUUGGAUGUUCCGUAUUUGGCAAGGGUGUUUGUGAUUAUUUCCCUCUCUCAAAGUUGUAAUCGAGGGUAAAAUUAUCUUAUGGGGCCAAUUGUUUUGCCAUUCUUACAAAUAACAUCUGAUCUUUCGUUAAAUCUAAGUAUGGAGUAUACAAUGAAGUAUCUCAGUUCCUUUGGUCAAAGGCUAAUUUGGUUCCUUUCAAGAAAAUCCAAAUUUGUUAUUUUAAGUCACAAAGGUAUAGAUAUUAAACAAAAUUUGCUUCUUACCCAAAGGAAACAAAAAAGUUUUACUCA
Pocillopora verrucosa is the source of this 3646-nucleotide messenger RNA. RefSeq names its product exosome complex exonuclease RRP44. NCBI's taxonomy places the organism in Eukaryota, Metazoa, Cnidaria, Anthozoa, Scleractinia, Pocilloporidae. Gene Ontology annotation, biological process: rRNA catabolic process. The record is from RefSeq and is a predicted model, not a curated record. Gene Ontology annotation, molecular function: 3'-5'-RNA exonuclease activity; endonuclease activity; RNA binding. Gene Ontology annotation, cellular component: cytoplasmic exosome (RNase complex); nuclear exosome (RNase complex).